CAUGCCUGCCGCUAACAGCAACCAAAGAAGAUUGACCAAAACAGCUCUCUCUAUCAUGUCAGAUACUGGCCAAUCGGAGCUCAUGCUCGUCCCCAGCACAAACACGCGCAAGCUGCUGGUCUAUAUCGGUCCCGGUCCACGCCCACGAGUCCAUAAAGUAGGGUCAGAAAGGUCCUUCAGUGGGAGUCAGCUGGCCAAAGCAAAUGCACAUAUACCUGUAGACCUGACACUGGGUAUGUGCCUAGAGGAGAAUGCGGGGAAGUGGGGCAGCUAUUGGACGAGCAUCAACUGCUCGCGUAAAGAGAAAGGGCGAGUAUAAAAGACACCUCAGAUCCCUCCUUCGUUCUUUCCGCACACUCCACCUUCCCACGCUCCGUCUUGGAAUCUCUUCUCAUUCCAUCCGUUCCUCAAUCAUUCCAACAGUUCACACAAUGGCAACCGACCUGAAACUUCAGUUCCUGACACUCGAGCAGAAGCAACAGUUCGAGGAUGAUGGCUACCUUGUCAUUCCCGACUUCUUCUCACGCGAGAAUGCAAAGGAGCUUCACGAUAGUGCCGCAGAAAUGCUCGAGAAAUUUUCGCUAGAGGGCCAUCCAAUGACCACGUUUGCAACUGGCACAGGCGAGGAUAAGAAGCACAUUGGCGACGAUUACUUCCUGACCUCUGGCGACAAGGUCCGAUUCUUUUUUGAGGAGGAAGCGUUUGAUAAACAGGGAAACCUGAUAGUGCCAAAGUCGCGAGCCAUCAACAAGAUUGGGCAUGCCCUUCAUGAGCUCGACCCAAAGUUCCGUGUACUUUCCCUUUCCAAGCAGAUGAAGGCCUUGGCCCACGAUCUCGAGUUUAAGGAUCCCCGAGUACUGCAGUCUAUGUUGAUUUUCAAGCAGCCCAAGAUCGGUGGACAGGUUCCCCCACACCAAGACUCGACUUUCCUCUACACUGAACCCUUGUCUGCACGUGGUUUCUGGUUCGCCUUGGAGGAUUGUACAGCUGAGAAUGGCGCGCUUUCCUUUGCACCUGGCUCCCACAAGAAGUACCCUGUCAAUCGCCGUUUUAUCCGUGACCCCAGCUCCACAGGUGUGACCUUCAGGGGCGAGAAAGAACACGAGGCUCCGGAUGAGGAGUGGAAGCUGGCAGAAUGCAAGGCAGGAUCUUUGGUUUUGAUCCAUGGAUCGGUCUUGCACAAGUCGCCUGCAAAUCGCAGCGACAAGAGCCGCUACAUCUACACCUUCCAUGUGAUUGAAGGCGAUGCCGAGUAUGAUGGCGACAACUGGCUGCAACCUACCAAGGAGAUGCCAUUUACGCCCCUUUACACAACGGAGCCCUGAGUCGAGAUAAACAAAAAGACAUUGCAGAUGAUAUGCAGCUGCAUUUAGAAGACUGAGAAAUGCCUUCCCAAAUAAACACUUCACAAACACAGAGGCGAAUGCAGAUUUUGCUGCUCAACUAUAGAGAGCGAUCUUAUCAUUCUUCCGUGGCACGCCCAGGGAACAUCGAUAAAACACCGAUUACCAU
Molecule: messenger RNA, 1512 nt
Organism: Gamsiella multidivaricata
Lineage: Eukaryota; Fungi; Mortierellomycota; Mortierellomycetes; Mortierellales; Mortierellaceae
Exons: 7
Coding region: 252-1325 (357 amino acids)
Source: RefSeq, a predicted model, not a curated record